AUGGGGUACCAUACUUCAACUAGAACUACUUACUCUUCUUCUACUACUCGUAGCAGUACCACAUCUUUAGAGUCAUUGCAAAAACCCAAGAAAAAAAGCUCAACAAGAUCAACUAUCAGUAUUUCAGUUCCUUCCAAACUUGGUGAAUUGCGGGUUGCUACCAUAAACGACGACAACAAAACUACUUUUAGUGGAGAUGGUGAUAGGGAAGAUUUCGGUGAAAAGAAGUUCUGUGACAUUUUCCAGGGUCGCUGGAUGGGUGUAACAAUAAUCCCAGGUAUUAGAAAUUCCAAGCUGUGUUUGACGUUUUUCUUAAUUACUAUUAAUGCGACUGAUUUUCUUGAGAGGCUAAGAGGAAAGAAAAUGGUUUUUGUUGGGGAUUCCUUAAAUAGGAAUAUGUAUGAAUCUCUCAUCCGUAUCCUUCGGAAUGAUAUUAAAGAUAAGAACAGAAUUUCAAAGCUCUCUGGAAGGAAAGAAUUUAAGGUCACUAGAGAUUAUGCACUGCGUUUCAAGGACUACAACUGUUCGAUAGUCUUUGUGUGGUCUCCGUUUCUAGUUGGGGACUCAGCAACUGAAUAUCGUCCAAGGAUGCAUGGAUCACCAGUGGCUGAAAAUCUGAGGUUGGAUUUGGUUGACAAGGUCACAUCUUCUGCAUAUCGCGAUGCUGAUAUUAUAGUAUUCAAUUCAUGGAGGUGGUGGACUAACGAGAAAACCAAUAAAAAAACUAUUUUCUGGAAGGUAGUCGAUUAUACCCAAAACUGGGAUUACAUAAAGCAUACAGGAAAGGUCUUACUACUUGGAGCAAAUGGAUUGACGAGAACAUUGAUCCCAACAAAACCCGAGUUGUGUUCAGAGGAUAUUCAGCUUCUCACUUCAUGUAAGUACCGUAAUCUUGAUAUUAGAGGAUCUGAAGCUUACACUCUUUUGACUGUUACUUUGAACCAUUUAUAUGCAGUGAAGGGAGAUGGAACACGGGGUAAAUGUAACCUAGAAAAGGAGCCAAUCACGAGUAAUGCAACUUACAAAGAGAGCGAUGUUAAGAAGUUGAAAAUACUGCAACAUGUGCUGCAACAGAUGAAAACUCCUGUUUUGUAUCUAGAUAUAAAUAAGCUUACUUUCUAUAGGUCUGAUGGGCACCCUUCAAUGUAUGCAAGAAAAUUCAAAACCAUCCAAGAGAGGAUUGCAGCUCAUUGA
Molecule: messenger RNA, 1194 nt
Organism: Papaver somniferum (opium poppy)
Lineage: Eukaryota; Viridiplantae; Streptophyta; Magnoliopsida; Ranunculales; Papaveraceae
Product: protein trichome birefringence-like 2
Exons: 6
Coding region: 1-1194 (397 amino acids)
Cellular component (GO): Golgi apparatus
Molecular function (GO): O-acetyltransferase activity
Source: RefSeq, a predicted model, not a curated record